UCAGGUGCACUCGAUGCUGUUAUGUUCCUGGCGUUUGGGUCUCUCUCCUUUUUAUGGAAAGAUGGCGUGAACUUCAGUUUAAGAAUAUUCGGUAAUCCCUCUCAGGACAUACUGUAACAGCUGGCAUUUUGUGUUGUACUAAAUCGAUUCCAUACAACAGUCAGUAGUAAUUACGGCUGGAUUCUGACAAAUUCCAAAGCAUUUUUCAGUAAAUUUAGCCAAAGAAAAUAACAUCAUUACUGCAAAAAUUGAACUCAAUUUAAAAGUUAAACCCAGCAACUCUGCUUCGUUCCACAAAAUAUUAAGCAUUUUACUGGUAAGGAUUUUUUCGAACCAUUAAUUUUUUUAUUAAUACAGUUGGAAUGGUUUUGAGAAGAUAAUGACUUUGUAGUAUAGGCUUCUUAAAUAAUAUGGCUUUGAAAAAAAUCUGACAUUGAAUGUUCGUUAUGAAUAAAAAAUGAGAACUACUAAGGCCUUUCAUAUAUGGCAUAGAUGUACAGCAGCAAUAUGGGAUCAAAAGGAUGCUUUGAUGUAGAAUGUAAGGUCUUCUCCAGUAUUAAUGGAAUCUGAAUGUACCCAGUUGUAUCAGAGUUUAAUUUUGUUUGAUAUAAGCAUAAGUUGCUUUACUAUAUGGUAUGUGUGGUUUAUAAAAGUUAAAUAUUUUAAGUUCUUUAAGCCAUGAAGAAGGUGGCAGUUUGUGUGGUAUAGGUUGUAGAGUAUAUGUAUUGCUGUAGUUAGGUAAUCUGUACUACACAGAUUAUGAUGUUCUUCAUGACAAAAAGAGCUUAAAUUACAUACAUACAUGUACACACACAAUAAAUACAUACCCAGUACAUACAUACAUAGAGCCCUAAUGAUAGAAGUCUGCUUGCACGCGUGUGUGUACAUACAGUUGACAAAAUUUAAUCAUUUUUCUUUUUUCCCUCAGCAGCAAAAGAAAAGUCUGCUAAUUGAAUGCGUUCUUCUUUAAAUUAUGUAUGGUCUAUUUUUUACUUUCUUUGUGUUUGUAUUGUUUCAUUUCUAGCUUUGUUUUAUAUAAGGAACACUUAUGCAAUUGAAUGUCAUUCUUGAUUAGUUAGAAUAGUCUAUGACAGUAAAGCAAAGUUGCCUUUUAAAAUUAUUGGGAAAACAACUUUAGAGGUAGAUAUUAAUGAAACGUUGCUUUGUUAGUUUCGUCCCUCAUUUUUUAUUUUUAGUUUAGUUAUUUCUGUUUUUAUUUGGUGUUUAAAUAACUAUCCUUAUCUUUGUAACUAUUAACUUCUCUCUGUAUGGAUUUGUAGCAUCCAUUAAUGAUGUCAGGCUUUGUAGGAUAAAAAAACAAAAUUCAUAUUGUUGUAUUCUGAAACAGUUUAGUCAAGGUGAAUUUUUUUAUACCAACUUUCACUUUGAUAAUUAAAAAAGUAAUUUAGAAGGCUUAUUGUAGGAUUUUACAGUUUGAACGUUUUCAGCUCAAAUUUGGAAAGCCCAUUUUUCUUUAUUCUGUAAUAUAAAUCAGCAACUUCAAGACCUGAAGGGUUGAAGUGAGCCAGUUUUUCAAGUGCUUACAGUAUCUAUUUUUUUGUUUGUUUGUUAAUGUGUUAAAACAUGCUUUUAAAUUACUGAAUUUGCUUCAGAGAUAAUUGGGGAAAAUGCGUUAGAAAAUGAACUUAAAUACAUUGUGUGGUUCUUCUGAUUUCUCAAAAAAAUGUAAAUGGAGUGUAUUUUCCGUUAUUAGGCAGCAGUGAUCCAAAUUUAAACCACAUGGCCUCCCUCGUGUCAGGCCAAUGUAAAUUUUAAUUUUGCCACUUUCUUUUAUGUUUUUAUUGUAUAAUCUCAUGACCUGAAUUAAGAAAAAAUCUGUCAUAAUAGCCAGCAUUUAUUGUUUCUUACCAUGCACCAGAUGCUCUGUUGUAUGCUUUAGCGCAUCUAGUUAUCAGUUUUAAAUUACUGUUCUCUGUUUGCAUAUAAGGAAACUAAGGCUUACUAAGGUUAAGUAAUUGUCCAGGAUCACAGAGCUAGCAGGACUAGUGGUCAGGCUGAACGCCAGAGCAAGAGCUCUUAGCUACUUUACUACACUGUCUUUAUUCCUUAUUUUGGAAUAAGCAUUAAUUAAGACAGUUACUGAAAAAAAAAAAAAAAGUUUAUAUUUACCUAGAAUACAUCAAAGCCUAUUUUUUUACUAAAAGAAUUUACUUUUGUAUAUUAGCUUGGAUUGUUGAUUUAGUUUAGAUUGCUGACAGUUCUGUAGAUAUGUAAUAUCUUGCUUCAUACUUGUGGUAAAUAUUUUUUCAAGGUAAUGUGCAGUCUUUAGUUAGAGAACCGUUGUAGUUGUUGUAUUAGGAUAAGUGAUUUAAAAUAUUCCAGUUAGUCACAAAUUCCUGACAAUUUAUGAAGUCUUCGUUCUACAUUUAGAAAUAAAGUUUAAAAUUAUGAUAACAGAAGGGAAGGAAUUUUAGAAUGGCUUUGGUUUAUAAGAAUGUCUUAAAAGUCCUCCGUCUACUCAGUAAAUGGUCCCCAACCCAAUAUGUAAAAAUCUGUAAGAAAGCCUUGACAUUGCAUAAAGAACUUACAUAUUUUUCAUUAGAAAUCAGAAACUCUCACACUUAGUAUUUGUAUGUAGUCUGUAGAUAAAUUUCUGAAGUGGUGUGAUCUCUUUGGUAGUGUGUUGAAAUAACAGUUUUGAAUUAGUUAUAGAAUGUUGUAAUUUAGUGAUAUUCCUUAAGUUUAAAAAAAUGUGUUCCUUUUCUUUCUAGAAAAGGCUUAUAGGAUAUUGAAAACUUGGUAGACAACGUGGCUGCAAGCGGUUGAAGUGAAUUUCACUGCCGAGUCCUGGCUGGAGAGCAUUUGGAGUGUGGUGGACAACUGCAGCCUGAACCAUGCCAGCUUUAUCCACAGGAUCCGGGAGUGAUACAGGUCUCUAUGAGCUGUUGGCUGCUCUGCCAGCCCAGCUGCAGCCACAUGUGGACAGCCAGGAAGACCUGACCUUCCUCUGGGAUAUGUUUGGUGAAAAAAGCCUGCAUUCACUGGUGAAGAUUCAUGAAAAACUGCACUACUACGAGAAGCAGAGCCCGGCUCCAGUCCUGCAGGGCGCAGUGGCCUUGGCAGAUGAUCUGGCCGAAGAGCUUCAGAGCAAGCCAUUAAAUAGUGAAAUCAAAGAGCUGUUGCAACUACUGUCAAAACCCAGUGUGAAGGCUUUGCUUUCUGUACAUGACACUGUGGCUCAGAAGAAUUAUGAUCCUGUCUUGCCUCCGAUGCCUGAUGAUAUUGAUGAUGAAGAAGACUCAGUGAAGAUAAUCCGUCUGGUGAAAAAUAGAGAACCACUGGGAGCCACCAUUAAGAAGGAUGAGCAGACUGGGGCCAUCACUGUGGCUAGAAUCAUGAGAGGAGGAGCCGCAGAUAGAAGUGGUCUUAUUCAUGUCGGUGAUGAACUUAGGGAAGUGAAUGGAAUCCCAGUAGAGGAUAAAAGUCCUGAGGAAAUAAUACAGAUUUUGAGUCAGUCCCAGGGAGCAAUCACGUUCAAGAUUAUACCCAGCAUCAAAGAGGAGACCCCGCCUAAAGAGGGCAAGAUGUUCAUCAGAGCCCUCUUUGACUAUGAUCCUAAUGAGGACAAAGCAAUUCCAUGUAAAGAAGCUGGCCUUUCUUUCAAAAAAGGAGAUAUACUUCAGAUUAUGAGCCAAGAUGAUGCCACGUGGUGGCAAGCGAAGCAUGAGGGUGACGCCAACCCCAGAGCAGGGCUGAUUCCCUCCAAGCAUUUCCAGGAAAGGAGAUUGGCUCUGAGACGACCAGAAAUAUUAGUUCAGCCCUUGAAAGUUUCCAACAGGAAAUCAUUUGGUUUUAGAAGAAGUUUCCGUCUCAGUAGAAAAGAUAAGAAGACAAAUAAAUCCAUGUAUGAAUGCAGGAAGAGCGAUCAGUACGAUACAGCUGACGUCCCCACGUAUGAAGAGGUGACCCCGUACCGGCGACAGACCCAUGAGAAAUACAGACUUGUUGUUCUGGUUGGCCCUAUCGGAGUAGGGUUAAAUGAACUGAAACGAAAGCUGCUGAUCAGUGACACACACCACUACGGUGUGACAGUACCACACACAACCAGAGCCAGAAGAAGCCAGGAGAGUGACGGCGUUGAAUACAUUUUCACUUCCAAGCAUUUGUUUGAGACAGAUGUACAAAACAACAAGUUUAUUGAAUAUGGUGAAUAUAAAAACAACUACUACGGCACCAGCGUGGACUCGGUCCGGUCUGUGCUAGCGAAAAACAAAGUCUGCCUGCUGGAUGUGCAGCCGCACACAGUAAAGCAUUUAAGGACACUAGAAUUUAAGCCUUUCGUGAUAUUUAUAAAACCUCCAUCAAUAGAACGUUUAAGAGAGACAAGAAAAAAUGCAAAGAUUAUUUCAAGCCGAGAUGACCAAGGAGCUGCCAAACCCUUUACAGAAGAAGACUUUCAAGAAAUGAUUCAGUCUGCACAGAUCAUGGAAAGCCAAUAUGGUCAUCUCUUUGACAAGAUUAUAGUAAAUGAUGAUCUCACCGUGGCCUUCAAUGAGCUAAAAACAACUUUUGACAGAUUGGAGACAGAUACCCACUGGGUUCCAGUGAGCUGGUUGCAUUCAUAACUAA
This is a messenger RNA of Trichechus manatus latirostris (Florida manatee), 4590 nucleotides long. It is a transcript of the gene MPP7, whose product is annotated as MAGUK p55 scaffold protein 7. Gene Ontology annotation, cellular component: cell-cell junction; plasma membrane. The transcript has 16 exons. The record is from RefSeq and is a predicted model, not a curated record. NCBI's taxonomy places the organism in Eukaryota, Metazoa, Chordata, Mammalia, Sirenia, Trichechidae. Gene Ontology annotation, molecular function: protein binding. Gene Ontology annotation, biological process: protein localization to adherens junction. Bases 2856 to 4586 code for a protein of 576 amino acids.